UGAAAACAUUAUCGUGAAAGUAUCCGCUUAGUUUUAAAUUACAAAGAAAGAGCCACUUCAAUUCAUGUCAUUCGCUAGUAUAAAUUACAAGCCUCGCUCAUUUUGGUUCUUGGGCAGCAGAUCUCUAAAUACCUAUACCUAUUGUCUUGCUUCUCAAGAGAAACCGGGUCCAAAUAACAUGGAAAAUUUUUCUCAAAUGGUCGCCAGAGAUCAAGGGAGAAGAAGCUCAAGACGCUCGACUAGAUACCUAGGAGUUAGAAGGAGGCAAUGGGGAAGAUACGCAGCUGAGAUAAGGAAUCCAUACACAAAAGAAAGACAUUGGUUAGGCACAUUUGACACUGCUGAAGAAGCUGCUGUGGCUUAUGAUCUUGCGUCCAUUUCUUUCAGUGGCAUUCAAAAAGCCCGCACCAAUUUCGUUUACCCUUUUUUGGCUUUGCCAUCACCAUCAACAUCACCAUCGCCGCCGUCACCGCCUCCGCCUCCACCACCAACUCCUGAUUUGGAAGAAGUUCAUCAAAGCUGCGCGGAAGUAAGCAGUUUCGAAGAUGAUGAUGAUGAGUCUCUUUUCAUUGCUUCUGUCUUGGAGUCAUUCCGCCAAUCCAGCUUUGAUGGCACACAAAAGGAUUGAGUGCCUCUUAUUUAUGGAUGAUUUUUAGUUACGGCUAAAUGGAAUUUUUUGCAUAUGGCUCAGAAUCAGAAUGUGUUGCAAAAUGAGCACUUUCUCACCAUCUUUCAUGGUUACAGAAUUAAAUGUCAUUGUUUUUGCA
This is a messenger RNA of Coffea arabica (coffee), 767 nucleotides long. Its product is annotated as ethylene-responsive transcription factor FZP. The record is from RefSeq and is a predicted model, not a curated record. Gene Ontology annotation, molecular function: DNA binding; DNA-binding transcription factor activity. Lineage: Eukaryota; Viridiplantae; Streptophyta; Magnoliopsida; Gentianales; Rubiaceae. Gene Ontology annotation, biological process: regulation of DNA-templated transcription.